Molecule: messenger RNA, 901 nt
Organism: Stomoxys calcitrans (stable fly)
Lineage: Eukaryota; Metazoa; Arthropoda; Insecta; Diptera; Muscidae
Product: protein takeout-like
Exons: 5
Coding region: 34-822 (262 amino acids)
Source: RefSeq, a predicted model, not a curated record
CGUUCAAUUCGCGCACUAAAACAAUAAGCCACAAUGGGGUUCAAGACUCAAUUCGGAUUACUGGCGGUGAUGACAUUGACUUCUGCUGCAGUUAGCGGUGAAAAGUUUCUGGCUGUAAAACCGGACUUUCUAAUACCCUGCAAGCAAAUUGAACCUGGGUUUAAUAACUGUUUCGCCAAGGACUUUCAGGCUGCUUUCACCAAUUGGAAUGAUGGUAUUCCCGGUCUAAAAUCGUUCGGUUCAUUUGAUCCAAUGUAUGUCAAACGUGUUGUCAUAACCGAUGGUGGCAACAAUCCAAUAUCUCUAAAUAUGGAGCUUACAAAUCUUAAAUUUACCGGUCUCAAGCAUUCAAAUUUUAAGGACGCUAGUUACGACCAUGCCAAGUCACUAACAAAGUUGAGGAUGUCUGUGCCAACAGUACAAAUUAAUGCCGACUAUGACAUGAAAGGCCGUGUCCUGGCUUUACCAUUGAAUGGAAAGGGCAAAACGAAAAUGAACAUUGAAAACCUUGGAAUUGAUAUUGCCAUUCGUCUAAAGAUUCGUAAAGAAGAUGGCUUCUUGUUCACUGACGUGGAUAAACUUCGCCUGGAAAAUACUGAAGUUGGUAAUUUCCAAAUAAAUUUGGAAAAUCUCUUCAAUGGUCAAAAAGACCUGGAAGAAAGCGCCCAUGCACUUUUCAACAAUAAUUGGAUGGAACUUUACGAAUUUCUAAAACCAUCCAUUACAUCCACGAUUCAGGCUUUAAUGAAAGAUCGUUUAAAAAAGAUGUUUGCAUUUGUACCAGCUACGUAUUUUAUUGAGGAUUUAGUAUAUGGUUCAUAAUCGGGGCCCUAUAGUUAAGGGAUAAUGUCCGAAAUUUUCUAAGAGUAUUAUUCGUUAUUCGUAGUAUGUAAGGCAUAAA